Phaethon lepturus (White-tailed tropicbird) is the source of this 666-nucleotide messenger RNA. It is a transcript of the gene DCTN5, whose product is annotated as dynactin 5 (p25). The annotation marks the transcript as partial. The record is from RefSeq and is a predicted model, not a curated record. The transcript is spliced from 6 exons. Lineage: Eukaryota; Metazoa; Chordata; Aves; Phaethontiformes; Phaethontidae.
GCGUCCGGCAAUAAGGUGAGCCGACAAUCCGUGCUGUGCGGCAGCCAGAACAUCGUUCUCAACGGCAAGACAAUAGUUAUGAACGACUGCAUCAUCCGUGGUGACCUGGCAAACGUACGUGUUGGACGACACUGCGUGGUGAAAAGCCGCAGUGUCAUUAGACCGCCCUUCAAGAAGUUUAGUAAAGGGGUGGCUUUUUUCCCUCUCCACAUUGGUGAUCACGUCUUCAUAGAAGAGGACUGUGUUGUCAACGCAGCCCAGAUUGGCUCCUAUGUCCACAUAGGCAAGAACUGUGUCAUUGGUCGUAGAUGUGUUUUGAAAGACUGCUGCAAAAUCUUAGACAACACAGUACUACCUCCUGAAACAGUAGUCCCACCUUUCACAGUCUUCUCUGGCUGCCCAGGACUCUUCUCCGGGGAACUCCCGGAAUGUACGCAGGAACUCAUGAUUGACGUUACAAAGAGCUAUUACCAGAAGUUCUUGCCACUCACUCAGGUGGCCUCUGCCAGGGUCUAAAACCAAGUCACCACUGAAGAUCUCAAACAAUCAGCACUGUUAACAUUCCUUAGAUUUGGCCACUUUAUCCUCCUGUCCUCUGGAGCAUCCCUCUGACCUGGGCUGACCUCUACGCCUCUGCCAGCUCUCAGGAAGGAUGGAGUGUCAGUG